Messenger RNA from Iphiclides podalirius (scarce swallowtail), 1212 nucleotides. NCBI's taxonomy places the organism in Eukaryota, Metazoa, Arthropoda, Insecta, Lepidoptera, Papilionidae. The record is from the annotation of a GenBank genome assembly.
AUGGAACCAAGAUCGAAGCUGCGAAAAGUUAUACUGUUUUGUUUACUGCUUUCACUGUUUGGGAUGGUGGCCUUUGGAUAUUUUUGUCCUGAUCAGGUGUGCGCGCUGUCACCUAGAGAGAGAGUGUCAGAGUCCCUCGCUCUAACGUACGCUGAGGCGCCCGGCAGGCCACUUCCAGACGUGAUCGCCCAGCCGGGGCUUUCUUAUGAUGACGUCCUCCACGAUGACUUCCGAUUCGACCUCGACGCUCAUGACGUCAUGGUGUUCCUGCACAUACAGAAGACCGGCGGCACGUCCUUCGGGAAACACCUCGUGAUGGACCUCGAUUUGAAGAGGCCGUGCAACUGUCAGCGGGCGCGUAAACGGUGCCAUUGUUUUCGGCCGCACAGCAACGAAAUAUGGCUCUUUUCGAGAUACUCCACCGGCUGGAAAUGCGGUCUCCAUGCCGACUUCACGGAGUUGACGGCUUGCGUGGGCGGCGAGUUGGACCGCCACGAGGGGUCUGCUGUUCACAGGAGAUACUUUUACAUAACCUUGCUGCGGGAGCCGGUUGCCAGGUACUUAUCGGAGUAUAGGCACGUGAAGCGUGGGGCCACGUGGAAAGGAUCCCGUCACUGGUGUCAAGGGCGUACGGCCACCGCCUCCGAGGUGCCGCCUUGCUACACGGGCGAGUCCUGGCGCGGCGUGACCCUCGAGGAGUUCGCCGGAUGCCCGUGGAACCUGGCGAACAACCGCCAAACGCGAAUGCUCGCGGAUCUCGCACUGGUGGGAUGCUACAACGGUACACUCCGUCAUCGGACGGCUGACACCGACAGGGUGCUGCUGGCAUCCGCCAAGAGGAAUCUCGCCGCAAUGGCUUACUUCGGUCUCACCGAGUUCCAGAAGAUAUCUCAGUACGUGUUCGAGGAGACGUUCAACCUGCGCUUCGCGGUGCCGUUCACGCAGCACAACGCGACCGUUUCCGGGGCGACCCUGGCGGCCCUCUCGCCCGCUCAGGUCGCGCACAUCAAGCGCCUGAACUCGCUCGACCUCGAGCUCUACGACUACGCGAAGAGCCUGAUGCUCAAGAGGUUCGAAGCGUUAAAGAAACGCGACACAGACUUUGAGUUCCGCUGGAAGCACCUCGGCGAGGUGUCGCCUCGCAGUGGCGUCACCGAGUUCGACUGGGACAGCAACCUGGAAGACGCCACGACCGAAAAGUAUCGAGGGAAG